AUGGCGGCUCCCUUGGAGAAGAAGCAGAAGACCGAGGGGGAGGAGGCAAAGGACGUCGAGAUGACCGAAAAGAAGGAGGUCGCCGAGCCGCCGAAGGAGCAAGAAAAGGACGCGAAGCCGCUGAAGGGAAACAAGGUGGGGGGAAUUGAGUUUUUGAGGCCAGAUACGACGGUCAACGUCAUGACCUCUACAGUUGGGGACCUUCUGAUGGCUGUCCGAGACAACGGCUUCCAGUACCUUCUCGCGGGCGCGCGGGCCAGCGUGGGCGUCAAGUCUGGCCGGUAUAUGUUCGAAGUGAAGAUUGUGGAGUCUUCAUCGACGGCGAAGUAUUCUGCAGCCGAUCCAAGCGGGCAGUAUCCCCAAAGCCUGCUGAAGAUUGGCUUCUCGGCUGCCGGCUCCUCCCUGCUCCUGGAUUCUUCCGAGACCAGUGCCAGUUUUGACUCCGAGGGCCACUUCAGCGGCAGCGCGUCGCACGUCAAGGUCUCGAAAAAGCUGUACAGUGGCGACGUCGUGUCCUGCCUGCUCAACCUCGACAAAGCCAGCCCGAACUUCAACACCAUCAGCCUCUUCAAGGGCGGGGCGCGCAUCUCUCAGCCCCAGGCCCUUCCUGACAGCCUGAAGGGCAAGCCUCUCUUCCCCACCGUGGCCUUCAAGUGCAUGACGCUGCACACGAGCUUUGGGCCGGAGCCGAUCUGCCCGCUGCCCUUCAAGUGCCACAUGGUGGGGUCGGCGCUGCAGUCCGACGCCGAGGUCACGAAGUUCGACGCCCCUGACGCUGGCGAGGUGCUGUUCCCGGUGAGCUUGCCAGACGAGGGCAGCUUCGAUUAUCUGGACAUGUACUUGGAGAAGAAUCCAGGCUACGUCGAGAUCAGCGACCGUGCUAUCCGGGACUGGGCAGAGAAGAGCGCCCUGUGGACCAGGAAAGGGGGCGCGCCGACCUCGAACGACAGGCCCGAGAUGGGCUUCGGCAUCAAGCAGCUCGACGACGGCUACACUGUUAAGGGGAUGCUACGGGCCCUCUGUGCCCUCCAGCAGCGGAAUUAUGUCGUGAUGGAGGUGAAGGGCAAUCUGGUCAAGGAGGAACGGGCAACGGCGCUCGCGCCUUUCAAAGCGGCAGGUUUCAAGACGAGCGCGAUGGUCCUGGUGGGACCCCCAUCGGUGGAGUUCAAGAAGAGGGCUCAGGCACUGACGCUGAAGAUGAAACAGGCUGCCUCCGACAAGGAGCACAACGAGAAGUUCGAGGCCGAAAAGAAAAAGUGGGCCCUCGCGAAGAAGGCGAAGGCUAUGGAAAAGGCGCGUAAGAAGGCCCUGAAGGAAAAGGAGAAGGCGGCCAAGGCAAGGGCCAAGACCGUCGAGGAGGCAAGGAAGAAAGCAGCGGCUCUCAAGGAGGGCAAGGAGGUCGAGAAAGAGGAGGAGAAGAAAGAGGAGCCCGAGGAGGAGGAGGAACCCGAAGAGGAGGAGCCAGAAGAGCCAGAGCCAGUGAAAGGCGACCCGCCCACGGUGAGCCUCACCGCCGAGGAGAAGCUGCUCAACUUCAAGCCCGUGGUUGUCCCGGACCUCACCCCGUUCGCGCUGAACACGACCUUCACACAGUUCUCGGUCCCGGAGAAGGAGGAGGGCUUCGAUAGCCUGAAGUACGUGUUCCUGAAGGAGGGUGCCAAGUGCAAGAAGCACGUCGAGGAGUGGGUGGCUGCUCGCAAGCGCACUGCACGCGUGGAGGACGUCAAGCCCUCCGCGGAGUUCCACGCUUCGACGAGGGCCUGGAGCACGGCGGUGGCGGGCUGGAGGGACGCCCUGCAGAAGUACCAGGCGAAACUCGCCAAGAAGCGCUCGGAGAAGGCCGCGAAGGAGGCCAAGAAGAAGCAGGCAGCUGCAGCGAAGGCCAAAGCCGAGGCGGAGAAGAAGGACGGCGAAGACAAGAAGGAGGAGGUGGUGGAGGAGGUCGAGGAUGACGACGACGAGGAGGAGGAGCCGGAGAUCGAUCUUGAGAGUAUCGACAUCUUUGGAGUCGAUGACGUCAAGGAUAUUGGCGGUGGCAUGCCAUUGUAUAAAGAGUUUGCUCACGAGGAUUGGGCGUUGCUGUCGCUUGCGUUUGAGCUUCACGCGCUUGGGCACUCUUUCAAGAGAGAUGUUAAGGAUGAGGAGCGCAACAUGAUUCAUGUGGACCAUUUGGAUUUCUACUAUGAGAAGUACUUCAAGAAGCCCCUCAGCCCGAAGUCUUACGGCGUGGAUUCGUUGAGGGAUGUUGUAGGGUUGGUGAAUGACGUGGUGUACAUUAACGGCAAGGGCGUGCUCGAGAAUUGCUUCCAGGAGGAGUUGGAGAGCUACCAGGUCUUUGUCAAGAUCGCGGAGGAGGCCCGGAGGUUCCGCAGGAUCCGCAUCGACCUGGGCGAAGAGGCCGCGGUCCUCAAGAUCGCGGUUCAGCACGGCAGCCAGCAGCACCAUGGCCAAAAGAGGACUUGGAAGCCCCCACUCCGUGCACCAAAGGGGCCCUCCCCCCAGGACGAAUAG
This is a messenger RNA of Prorocentrum cordatum, 2511 nucleotides long. Lineage: Eukaryota; Dinophyceae; Prorocentrales; Prorocentraceae. The record is from the annotation of a GenBank genome assembly.